AUGACUUUGCGAUGUCUCUCCUCGUCGCCAGAUUCGACCACGCUUCAUCGAAAAUUAUUCAAUGGCUGUGUAGAACCCGAAGUUAUUGUGCGAAACGUAGACUUCUUCUCAGCCACACCAUCCACUGCGCCCUUGUUCAUCGUCGGUCUCUUUGCCAUUGGAAUGAAGUUUGAGGUAGGUGCUUCACAAGCUUCCCUCAUCCACGAGUUACCACUUCAGCCUAUUUAG
Dibothriocephalus latus is the source of this 228-nucleotide messenger RNA. The record is from the annotation of a GenBank genome assembly. Lineage: Eukaryota; Metazoa; Platyhelminthes; Cestoda; Diphyllobothriidea; Diphyllobothriidae.